Messenger RNA from Phyllopteryx taeniolatus (common seadragon), 3812 nucleotides. RefSeq names its product transmembrane protein 121Ab (gene tmem121ab). Lineage: Eukaryota; Metazoa; Chordata; Actinopteri; Syngnathiformes; Syngnathidae. The transcript is spliced from 3 exons. The record is from RefSeq and is a predicted model, not a curated record. Bases 1122 to 2066 code for a protein of 314 amino acids.
GGGCUUACCCAAAGCGGUUGACUGUUGUCUGCAGAUUGGACUCGCCAUGUAUAUCUGAAAAUUCUUUCGUGUCGGACACACGACCGACAAUGGGACGUUCUUCCGGGUAACUCGACGACGAUAUUACUAGUUUCGACCGGUUUUUUUGUUUUGUUUUGUUUUUUAAUUCCUAUCAUUUAUCUAUUGUUUUACCUUUUUUUUUUUUUUUAAUUCGCCAGCUUCGGAACGGAUUUACUAAGCCUGUCUUCUGAGCCUGCAAUGAGAUUCAACACUUUGGACAGAGACUAGUCGUCUAUUGACGCUGACACGCCUGCCGAUUGGUUCUGGAGAUACUGCCGUGCAGAUGCAAACACACACAGCGGAAGAGCAAGAUGAAUGCUGCCCUAAUACAUGCAUGCUGGGCAACAGAAAAACAUAUGAAGCUGAGGAGAAGCUGCCACGUGGCAAGAAGGAGGAGGAGGAGGAGGAGGAGGGAGGGGCAAGGAUGGAUAUUCAACCUAGUGUAAGAGCCUCCCCGCGGGGAUGCCGGCGUAGAACGCAAGGCCUCACGGGCCGUUGACCUGCUGUCUCUGUGAUUUAUGGCGGUUUUGGGAGGGGGGAGGCUUCAGGCCACUGCAGACUCCCAUCUCUCCCUGCCGUCUCCCUUCACGCACACGCUGUGCCGCCAAUCUGAAGGAGGCGUACGUAGAGGGAUUCUCGGCACGGUGUGAUUUGCAUCACGCUCGUGCACGUGCAUAAAUCCACGAGUCGGAUCGCCACACUGCACGUCGUCUCUUCCACAGAAGACGGCGCCUCUCUCGACUUUCCUACAUUGCAGCAAUCGCCGCCACACGUCUGUUAGACAAAGCCCACUGUGGGAGUGUGUGUGGAUUACCAUCAGUCAUGGCGUGUCAGCUGUAGACCCCUCAGCACUGCUGCUUGGGGGGUGGGGACAUCUAAAUCGAUGGAAGUCCGCAGAGUAAAAAAAGUGAUGUUCCUUUCCUCACAAGCUGAUUCCACACACUGCUCUGCCUCCAGGUAGUGAGACAUUCCCAGCUAAAAAAAAAAAAAAAAGAAAAACAAAACAAAAAAAUCCCCCAAAAGGUGUAAAGUUUGAGUGAGAGCCAAUAGGUGCCCCCGCCAUGGUUUUGCCACCCCCCGACAAACGCCACGUGUGCUUGACCACCAUUGUCAUCAUGACCAGCAUGGCCUUCAUGGACGCCUAUCUGGUGGAGCAGAACCAGGGUCCCAGGAAGAUCGGCGUGUGCAUCAUAGUGCUGGUCGGGGACGUGUGUUUCCUCAUCGUACUGCGCUACGUGGCGGUGUGGGUCGGGGCCGAGGUGCGCACGGCCCGGCGAGGCUACGCCAUGAUCCUCUGGUUCUUGUACAUCUUCGUGCUGGAGAUCAAGCUGUACUUCGUCUUCCAGAAUUGUAAGGCCGACAGGAAGAGUCUGGAGACGGUGGCGAGGAAAGCAUUGACGUUACUUUUAUCGGUCUGUGUGCCCGGUUUGUACUUGGUUCUGGUGGCUCUUGACCGCAUGGAAUAUCUGAGGACUUUCCGCAAAAAGGAAGACAUGCGGAGCCGUUUGUUCUGGGUGGCACUGGACUUACUGGAUCUUCUGGACAUCCAAGCCAAUUUGUGGGAGCCCCAACGCACGGGCCUUCCCAUCUGGGCCGAGGGUCUGAUGUUCUUCUACUGCUACAUUUUGCUCCUUAUCCUCCCCUGUGUAUCACUCAGCGAGAUCAGCAUGCAGGGUGAGCACAUGACCCCUCAGAAGAUGAUGCUCUACCCGGUCCUAAGCCUGGUCACCAUCAACAUGGUCACCAUCCUGAUCCGAGGCGUCAACAUGGUACUCUUUCAAGACAGCCGCGUCUCCACCAUCUUUGUCGGCAAGAACGUGGUGGCCAUCGCCACCAAGGCGUCCACCUUCCUGGAGUACCGCAAGCAGGUGAAAGACUUCCCGCACCCGCAGAACGCCAUGGCCAUGGAACUGCAGCAGAACUCGGUCGGCCACACGCAGACACUGCCCAACGCCACCACUUUGCCGCAUGAACCCACGCCGGCACAGGACGCCAUCGACACAUGACCACCAGUCUCUCGCUCCUGGAAUGUGCACCAAACUGUGUCACAGAACUUAACAUGAACGUUUCACUAGACUCUGGAGACAGAAAAACGGUUUUAAUCAUACGACGCGGUACCUUGACAUAUGAGUGCCCCAUUCUACAAGUUUUUCCAGUUUCAAGCUUGGUCAAUUUUUUUUGCUUUGUUUUGAAGUUAGAAAUGAGCUAGAUAUAGACCGCCGCUCGCUUAAAGGCACACAUACAACACUACAGCUGACUUUCGGUUUGUCCCAACGUGCAGUACAGUAACUACACUUGCCAGUUUAUUGCUCUACCUUCUCUUUAUCCAUCCAUCCAACCAUUUUCUGAGCCGCUUCUCCUCACUAGGGUCGCGGGCGUGCUGGAGCCUAUCUCAGCUGUCAUCGGGCAGGAGGCGGGGUACACCCUGAACUGGUUGCCAGCCAAUCGCAUGGCACAUAGGAACAAACAACCAUUCGCACUCACAGUCACGCCUACGGGCAAUUUAGAGUCUCCAAUUAAUGCAUGUUUUUGGGAUGUGGGAGGAAACCGGAGUGCCCGGAGAAAACCCACGCAGGCACGGGGAGAACAUGCAAACUCCACACAGGCGGGGCCGGGGAUUGAACCCGGGUCCACAGAACUGUGAGGCUGACGCUCUAACCAGUCGGCCACCUUCACUUUAAUUAUGUUUUUUUUGUGUGUGGUUUCCAUACAAUACAGUGCUAUAUUUCUUUAGUACAACAACAACAAAAGUGUAUUUGGGGGGGGGGGGGGGGGGGGGGUGGAUUAAUGGCAUUUCAAUUGGGAAAACUGAUUUGAUAUACAAGGCAAUUUUGUUCCGAGCUUGGUAAUUAAACUUGUAAGUCAGGGUAUCAAUGUAUUGUGUUUUUAACUCUUUGGAGGUUUUAAACGUUCAAACUGUGUCUCCAAACUCAGCGGACCAGGAAAUUUCUUAUGUUGUGUAAAAAUCGUUCCUCUCUCUGUGAGUGACGUCUAUUUUUUAAGGGUCACAAGUACCAGCACCAAACGAGGGAAUGUUUGGCUUCCCGGAUUCCCUGCAAUUGGGCCAAAGAGGAGCAGAUGGUGACAAACGGCCACGGCGAGCUGCCCUUUGCGCUGCCAUGCAGCAGGAGGUCGAUAGCGGCCCAACACCGGGCCUCAUGCGUUCGUGUUGUGGAAGCUGCAGCCUCGGGCGGUGUGACGCUUGGGAACUACAGGUCGGAUUAAAGCGAAGCGCUAGAGAAGCACUGGACCGUCCACUGCGAGCACACACACACAGUGGACAUCGCGCUGUGAGCGUGUAUGUGUAAGAGCAUGCACACAAUUAUAUAUGACGUAUGCCUGCAAGUGUGUGUGCAAACGUGUGCUUGUUUACCACCAGAGGUUUGUUUAUUACAGAUCAUUUUGUAAUACAAGUGUGUGUGUUUGUGUGUUAAGUGCAAAUGAGAUAAAACUAUGUGUUGAUGCCAGGAAAAAAUAGAAGGGGAAGACAAUUUCAAGGUAUUUCUCAACUGUACAUUCCUCUAAAAUGUCUCAAACCUUGGCAAGAAAGAAUACAUAGCAAAGUAUCAACCAAGUUUUAUUUACAUACAGACAAAAAAGGAAAGAAAAUACGUGCAACAAGCUGAACAGAGUUUUAUUCAGUUAAUUAUGAUUUGUAUUAUUAUUAAUAUUGUCGUUGUUAUGAUUAUCCUGUAUAUUAUUUGCGAGUGAGAGGCCAAUUAUGUUUUAAUAAAAAAAAGAAUUGCUGACAA